AGCGCGAACACGAAAGGACUUCGAGUAAGACGGACAUCAGCUGGUCUCCUCGCUGGCUGGUUUCACGUUGCUCGGCAAUGCUCUAGCUUAUGCUAUGACUAUAACUUUACACUUUGACUUGUUUCAUUCAUGUGCAAACGCUGUGAUAGAUGAUUUGAAUUUCUGUAACAACGUUGAAGUUCUAAUGCCGUUGCUUACUUGACAUAUUCUUAAUCUUUUUCAGCACGAGUUUCCUACAUCCAAAAGCAUCGCUUCGUCCCGGGUCUAUUUUCUUACGUAGAUUCUUCUCAAUUUACCGCCAAGAAAACAGCAACAGCUUUUAUUCCAGAUAGCACGAGGACAAAUAAAAAUGCAGCGCAAAUCCUCUGCCUCACCGGGCAAGCGGAAGUCGACUUCCCCCAAAAAAAGCCGUGGCACCUCGCGGUCUCCAAAAGCACGCGCCACGUCUCCGAAGAAGAAAACCUCGUCCGCAGCUUCAGUCGACAACUCUCGCGCGGUGGUCGCGGUGGUCGACGACAAGGAGAAAGGGGAUGUUUUGGACCGGGUGAUUGACAAAAUUUCCAUCCUGGGCACCCUGGCGGUCUUGGUCGCCGUAUGUGCGGUGGGCGCGGGAAUCUACGGGGUUGCGGACGACCUCUCCCUGCACAUCUGCUCGCUGGUGCUCGGGAUGGGUAGGGGGGGCGUGCCGGGCUGCGCGACGGUGGCCGGGUCGUUCUUCGUGCUGCUAGCCCCGCCCGGCAGAGUGAAUCAGGUGGGAUAAAGUAGUUUACCGGUGGGCUAAGAAGUUUUGCAAGUAGAGUUUUUUUAGACGCAAAGAUUAAUAAAAGUAUCUGCAACGGUCGUGGCCCCACUGGAGAGGCACCUUCACCUGUAUUGCUUAGAUGCAAAAUCAUCUUCUCCGACGAAUACUAUGAAAUUCGAGUUGUAUUCAACCUCACCACCUCCUACUACAGAUGCUUUCCCUGAUGACGGUGGCGGAGUCGAUGCCGAAUCAGCUCGUGGGGCUGGCCUACUUCCUAUCAAAAGGAAAAAUCCCCCCUUCCCAUAUCAAAACGAAGUUUCUGAUGCUGGAUUUGCGUACUCAAAUCAGAUCUGUCUUGCUGGCGAGGACUGCAGGCUCCUGCCCAGCCUGAGUAGAGAGCUUUUGGCCUAGGCGCUUAGCAUGAGAAACAUCUAUGCUGUAGGCCCAACAGCAUGACAAACCGCCUACAUAGUGCGGCAAAGCCUGCGGAGUUGUCUUCUUGCAAGACAGACUUGAUUUGGGGUCUCAAAUCAGCAAGACAAAUUUUCGGAAACAUACCUUUUCGAUAUGGGGAGGGGAGAUUUUUCCAUUCGAUACUUCCGGUCCGCGGAUUGGCUUUUUGCCAUGAAAUUGAACAUGUUCUGUGUGGUCGGGCUGGUGUGCGGGCAGUAUGCCGUCGAACUGAUGUCGGACCAACUGAUCUAUCCAGUGCAAAAGUGAAAUUAUCGUACCCGCACUAGUUCUGGCAAGAACCAUGCAUGUUGACAAAGUAAGCGCUCUCCUAAGCUGAAUAACCCGCACUACUUACACUCUUCCUCUUCGUUUUUCCUUCUAGGAAUAUUUGUGAUGGUGCAAAAAAUUAUCCGUGCGACCGCGAUGCUUUUCCUUUUGCAGUGCAUAUGAUCCGCAAGGUCGCGGGCGUCAUCCUGCUUACCGUCGUGGCCCAAAUGACGGUGGAGAAGAUCCUCGCGGCCCGGCAAGCGCGAAAGACCGGGGAGAAGCUCUCGCUCGCGGAAGUGGAGGCUAAGGCGGCGUCGCGGGCGAAAUUCUUGCGGUCGCAAACGGUCAUGCUACCGCUGGGACUGGUCGGCGGGAUUUUGUCCUAUGUGGCGGGCAACAUGGGGCCGCUGCUGAACGUGUACAUGGUGUUCUUAGAACUACCAAAAUACGAGAUGGUGGGCACGCGGGCCGCAAUCUUCAUCCCCAUAGACGCCAUGAAGCUCGGGCAACGGGCGUAAGUAGUUUUUUUUUGAUAAAGCUUGGGAUGCCACCUCGUGGUGGUUUGUGAAUGAAGUUGAGCAUCAAAGCCCCGAAGUGAACGAAAAUGAUCUUUUUGCAACAGGUAUAGUGGCCAUCUCUCCAUGGACAACGCGAUGUUUGGGGCGUAACCAGCGAAAAUCUUGAGCCAAGUCAGUUGCGUUUUCUAUGUGGCACUACAUGUUCGUUGGGAACUCCAUGCAGAGCUAGACAGAAAAAAUUCAUCAACCUGUUUGCAACCUGUAUUUCUACUUAGCAGCGGUACCACUACCACAUGAUCUGCAGCUAUAGUUGCACAAUGAAAAAUGGUAGAUAAUGAUUCAUGAUGAUGAUCUUGGCGAGACUCUCGAUUUUCGUUGCAUAAUGUUCGAUUGGGCAUUGUGGGCAUCAUGGGCGUAAUUCUCGCCAAAAUAUGGCUCAAAAAAGCCAGCAAGGAGGUACGACCGCAAGAGCACACUCUUUAUUCUGAAAUCAGUUUUGCUACGGUGAUGAUGACUGAAUUCGUGCUUUGCUGCAAGCAUCAAGAAAAAGAAAAAUCCCAUAUCUAUCGCAGCUCUUCGCCUUUGUUUAUAACCGCGUGACGUACGUGAUGACAAUGCUGAGCGGCGUGUUGCUGGUAACGGGUAUGGACCUAAAAGAAAUCAUCAAAAUGGGAAUGGACGCCGCGAAGAGAUGACGAGGAGCUGGGGUUUAGAAACAUUGUUGUAGUAAGUAGGCAAGUUGCGCUUUCUUGUGUAGUGUGAUGUGGAGCGAGACGCUUUGCAAUUGUAAUUGAAAACCCAGAGGAACAUGAUGUUUGUUCAUUUCAGAUCAUCUUCAUCUGUGGGAAGAAAAGAAUGGAGAACAACAUGAAACAAAUGGAAAUCGCACCAUCAGAAGAACGAAAACAAGUAAGAAAUUUACACGCCCACGCGUCCGCGGCGGGGUAAAUAUGUGAU
Amoebophrya sp. A120 is the source of this 2937-nucleotide messenger RNA. NCBI's taxonomy places the organism in Eukaryota, Dinophyceae, Syndiniales, Amoebophryaceae. The record is from the annotation of a GenBank genome assembly.